Gadus chalcogrammus (walleye pollock) is the source of this 6858-nucleotide messenger RNA. Its product is annotated as zinc finger C3H1 domain-containing protein-like. Gene Ontology annotation, molecular function: protein binding. The record is from RefSeq and is a predicted model, not a curated record. Bases 310 to 6819 code for a protein of 2169 amino acids. Gene Ontology annotation, biological process: RNA processing. NCBI's taxonomy places the organism in Eukaryota, Metazoa, Chordata, Actinopteri, Gadiformes, Gadidae. The transcript is spliced from 36 exons. Gene Ontology annotation, cellular component: exosome (RNase complex); nucleus.
UAUAUUGAAAUAAUAUACAUUUUAAAAAACAACUCGAUGUCUUUAGAAAGAAUGUGUGUGGAUUUCGACUUGCGCAACGUCUACUGUGACGCGCCCUUACUUUCAGUAUUGGGCAACUAUCGCGAUGCUAGAACGAGGUAAGACCAAAGAGAGAACGAGGGGGUAGCUAAAGCAAGCUAGCGUUCCGUCACCGAGUUGUAUAGAUGACUAGAUUUGUGUUCAUUUGAUACAGAUAAGCCCCAUAUCAUAAUAACGAACAGGCUCGCCGAUGACACGACAUAUCUAGGAACAGUCUUAUUUCGUUAGAAAAUGGCUACAAGCAAUCGUUCUCCGCGGGAAGAAGGGGAACUAGAAGACGGAGAGAUCUGUGAUGAUGACACCGAGGAAAAUUUGCCUGUCGAGCUUUGCGGCGGUAGGCCAAGCGUUGAUUCUUCUAGGAGGCUAAACCACCAUCAUACACAUAAUUUGUUGCCUCUAAUGGCACACCCACCGCCAGAUUUUCGACAUUUAAUGCCAUUCGACUUCGGACCUCAUUUGCUCGGACCCUUCCCCCCGAGCCACCGACAGCAAUGUGGGCCUAGUGGGCCUGAUCGACCUCCCCCGCCGGGGCUUGGUCCACCGCACAUGGACUUGAACCAACGAUCAGGCUUCUGGGAACGAAGUCACAACGCCUUGGGGAGGUAUAGGCACAGGGCUGUUCCGCCUGGAGGACGCGACGACUGGAGCAGACCAAUCUGGGGCGAAGGCGGUGGGGCAGGUCGCGGUGCGGCCAAUCUGAGACCGCCAUCUGAACGUUAUGGACCUGGAGAGCUCCAACUCAACAAGAACGAAUCUCCUCCUAGAAAACAAAAGCAGCCCUGGCCGAUUCAGGUGAGAAAACCAGGGCACAGUGUUGCGAAAUCUGAAAACGUGAUGGACGAGAGCUUUGAGGACCUGCUAUCAAAGUACAAACAGAUCCAGCUGGAGCUAGAAUGCAUCCGGAAGCAGGAAUCCAAGGCCCUAGAGCCCAGAGACUCCCCCUCCAGAGACCAGCCGCCGCCAGAGAUUCUUGCCAAUGUUACAGUGCAAAGAACCGAAGCAGAACCCGCCAGUAUUCAGAGUCACAGUGCCAUCGAGGAGGCGGCCGACCCACAGAGGACUGAGAAGAAAGUAUUCCAGGCUUUCAAUCUUAAGCCCUUGCGCCAAAAGCUGCUCACUCCGCUCGAAUUGGACGCAUUGAAGAAGAAACUAGAAGAGGAGAACGGUGUUGGACAGGAGGUGGAACAGGGGCAAGCUCAGCAGGCGGACGGCCCGGAGGGUGACGUGGUUCAAGUCCCUGCUUGUCUCAGAGGAAAUGGAGAAGGCCCCAAUCAUGCAGAAGCAAUGCUUCCUGGAGAAGACCUGAUUGUGCUGGAUGAAUGUUUCGGCUGUGCAGAGGAAGAGGAGCACGGAGACCUGGAAAAAAAUCCAAACUUCAGCCGAGAGUUGUCAACGUCCAGUGAAGACUCGGUGACUUCCCCUGAAAAGACCGGUCUUCCCAGGAGAGUGGAGGAGGAGGAGCUGUCUGAAAUGCAGCUCAGGCUCCUGGCGUUGCAGUCGGCGAGUAAGAAAUGGCAACAGAAAGAGCAGCAGGUCAUGAAGGAGAGCAAGGAGCGCAUCACCAAGGCUUCCCAGGACAAGAAUUUAGGUAUGAUCCCAGGGAAUGCCACCCUUGGAAGGCCCAGAGUCACGACCAGGUCUGCCUCCACCGCAGCGGCCGCGGAGAGGGCCAGGACCAGGGUCAUGCCCCUGGAGAGGGCCCGGGAGAGGGCCCGGUCUGCAGCAAGGACCGCUGCCGCCAGGCCUGCAGUCAGGACCCCUGGCAGGCCUGCUGCCAAGCCCGGGCUCAGGCCUCCUGCUGCCAGGCUCAUGGACCGGGGCCGAGCCAGUCCCUUAGAGAGAGAGCGAGCCAAGCCCGUCUCCAAGUUGGCCGCGGAGAGGAGCCGAACCCCAGGAAAGGCUCCCCUGGCCAAGAAGAUGAUCAGCCCAGGUUCGUCGGCCAAGCAGGCGGCCCGCAAGCAGCAGCUGCGCACGUGGAAGCUGCAGCAGCAGAGCGAGGAGGAGAAGCGGAGGCUGGAGGACGAGGAGCGCAGCAAGCGGGAGGAGGAGAUCCGCAAGAUCCGCGACCUGUCCAACCAGGACGAGCAGUACAACCGCUUCAUGAAGCUGGUCGGAGGCAAGGCCCAGGCCCGCAGCAAGUCGAAAGACAGGGAACACAGGAAGUCGAUGAGUAAGCAGGGCCUGGAUGCCUCGGGUAACCUCUACCAGUACGACAACUAUGACGAGGUGGCCAUGGACACAGACAGUGAGACUGGAUCACCAGCCUCUUCGCCAGCGCACCACCCCCUGUCCACGGAGUACCUCCCAUCCAUGUCUUACUUGCCCUGCUACCCUGCAGACUCCACCCACUUCGGAAUGAACUUGGUGCAGCAGUUCCUCCCCCACAUGCUUCCCGGUGUUCCCCCCCCACCUCCCCCUCCGGAUGAGUCCCUGCCUCCCAAACCUCCGUUUGCGGAUGAGGAGGAAGAGGAGGAGAUGCUGCUCCGGGAGACAUGUUUGAUGUCCAUGGCCAACAAGAGGGUCCCUGGGCCUGGGGAGGAGAGCCCAGACAGCGAGCCUCCUUCUCCUAAAGCCCCGGCCCCUGUUGGAGUCCAGCUACCACCCAGGGGCAACCUGAGCAUGGUCAACCUGAACGCCGUGCCCCAGGCGCGGGCACCCAAGUUCAGCAGAGGCCACCACGUCCCCAGGCCCCCUCUCGUGCUCCCCAGACACCGGCCGGUGGUGGUGCAGCUCCACGACUCCGACGACAGCGAAUCUGAGCCGGAAGCCUCCAGCUCUACGAUGUCCUCCUUUGGGUGCCUGGACCUGAUGAUCAAGGAGGCCAGGCGGACUGUUGAGGCGGCGAAGCCGAAAGCGGCGGUCUCGGAGAAGGAGAACAACCCACUGAAGACCCCUGAGGCCCUGCCAGAGGCAAAGAAGACAGAGUACCGCAAGCUGAGGGAGGAGAUUGCAAGCCGCGAGAAGCAGCGGCUGCUCAAGGACCCGAGUCACAGCCCCAUGGGCUCUGCGUCGCCGGCAGCCUCUGACACGGAGAUGGACACGUUCUCCAGGGCCUCGGCCGAGCUUCACCUCUCGGCCACAGAGAAGAGGCUCACCAAACACCGAGCCAUCAUGCAGAAGGACGAAGCAAUCUUGAGACAGCUGCUCCAACAGGAGCUGAAGAAACGCGAGUCUCUGGGCGCUGCCGAGGGCAAAGUGGCCAAGCUGAGGGAACAGCUGCUCGCCUCGGAGAAGGUUGUCAGCGCCAACCUCACUCUGCUCAAGAAGCUCCAGGAACAGGUGCAGCGUGUGGAACACCGCGUGGCCGUAAAGAAGGACCAGGCGGGGAAACUGGAGAAAGAGUUGUCCCAAGCCCAGCUGGCCGCCGGGAGAGGGAUCAAGAGGAGACUGGAACCCAACCACUCAAAGUCGGGGAAGCUGUCCCGUCUGGACGCCGCCCCGCACGCCGGCCGCCACUUCGCCGAGCUCAUCGCCCAGAAGCAGCGGCUGCAGCAGCUGGAGUCGGAGUACGCCCAGAAGAUCCAGAAGCUGAAGGAGACCCAGGCCCUACACAACCGGGCCAGCCUGGCAGAAGCCCCGAGGGCCCCCACGCCCCCACAGCCCCAGACCCAGCCUCUACCGCCGUCGCUACCGCAGCCUCUGCCACAACCCCAGCCCCCGGCCCCGGCCCCGCCCCCCCCUGCGCCGCAGGCCCCGCCCUCCAGCCCCUUCGCCCUUCCCCAGCCCUCCCUGCUCGACCUCUCCCAGGACAAGCUGACCCUGGGCAACGAGGAGCCGCCCGACGACGGCGAGGGGGAGCCGGCCCCCGCCACCGGUCGAGGGGCCCGCCGCCUCUCCCUACGCCAGCAGGGCACCUUCACCAAACCCAAGCUGGAGCAGCCGGGGGGUUCCACGCCCGCCGCCCCGAACAAGCCCGCCGCCAUGGCUAAUGCCACGCCCACCAACACGGCCACGCCCAGCUCCCAGCCGGCGGCCGCAGGCUCCACUGGGCCCACGCCGGUGUUCCAGGGCCUGGACGCCGAGGCCCUGAAGGCCCAGUACGAGCUGCAGGUGGAGCUGGGAGAGCUCCUGCAGAGAGAGCUGCGGAAGGCCUGGGAGGACACCGAGAGCCCGCCCGCUGGAAAGGUUAUCGUUGUGGACUUGGAGACGGUGACAAGCACAGCAGCGUUGCCAGAACUGAAGCCAGUACCAUUUGCACCAUAUCACAGCCCUCUCCUGGCGUUCAAGGCCUACAGGUUCAGCCCGUAUUACAGGACCAAGGAGAAGUUGUCUCUGAGCUCGGUAACGUACAGCAACACUGUGGAGGCCAAAACCAGCUUCUGUCGCUUCGACCUCACCGGCACCUGCAACGACGACGACUGCCAAUGGCAACACAUGAGAAACUGUAUGCUGAGCGGAAACCAGCUGUUUCAGGAUAUCCUGUCCUACAACCUGCCUCUGAUCGGCUGUUCAGAGAGCAGCUCAGACGAUGACGUCAGAGUUUCUACAGAAAAGUACAUCAAGAAGCUGUUUGGCGCCCCUACCAAGGACCGCAUGGGCAUCGACCAGAAAGCUGUGCUCCUGGUCAGCAAGGUCAACGAGAGCCAGCGCCACGUCCCUCCAUUCACCACCUGUAAGGACGUAAGGAGGUGGAGGCCCAAGCAGGCCGCACAGAGGAGCUCUGCUCCUUCUGAGGACAGUGACGAGGAGAGCCCGGGAGACGCUCCAGCUGCAGGGAAACACGUCGAGCGGACCAAGAGCAGACUGGCGUCCCUGGACGUGUGUGUGGCGCCGGAGGACAGGCGCUACUUCAUCAGCGAGACGGACGACAUCGCCAACCUGGAGAGCAGCGUGGCGGAGAGCCCCCGCGACGCCCAGCUCUGGAUCAAGCUGGCCUUCAGAUACCUCAGCCAGAACGACACCCCUGCGUCAGAGAGCCUGGAGGCCGCUCUCAACACGCUGUCCCGUGCCCUGGAGGACAACAGCAGCAACGCUGAGAUCUGGUGCCACUACCUGUCCCUGUUCUCCAGACGCGGCAGCUGGAAGGAGGUCCAGGAGAUGUGCGAGAUGGCUGUGGAGAACGCCCCCGACCCCCAAGUCUGGUGGAGAUAUCUGAACCUGGAGAGCUCGUUCGAGGGCAAGGACUACGUGUGCGACCGGCUUCUGCGCUUCCUCGUUGCCAGGGCGACGUCGGACGGCGUCACAGAGAAGCUGUCCUUCCAGCUGCUGGAGACGCUGCUCUACCGGGUGGACCUGAACAUCUUCACCGGCCGCAUCGGGGGCGCCCUGGCCAUCCUACAGAAUUCCUUGAAGUCGGCCAGCGAGAGGUGCAUCGCGGAGCACCUGACGGCCAGCGACCGCACGCUGCUCUGGCUCUCCUACAUCCACCUGACGGAGUUCGACUGCCUGCCGUCCUGCCUGUACGACCCGGCCGCCUCGGGCCCUGGCCGGCUGGUCAGCAGGGAGCCCUUCCAGCUGCCCUGGAGGUCUGCCCAGGACAUCAGCACGCCGCCCCAGACCCUGGUGGCUCUGUUCCAAGAUGCCAUCCUUCAGUGCACGGAUGAGAAGCUGCCGGCUGCAGAGAGGGUGAUGGCCUGCCUUCCUCUGCACACCAACCUCCUCUGCCUCAACCGCUUCCUUGGAAGGCUGGAGGAGGCAGUGCAGCUGUGCGAGCCCCUGCUGGAGGCGUGUCCCGUGGCGUGCGAGCUGCGGGAUGCCCUGGCAGACCUCCACCAACGCCAGGGCAACGGCGAGCAGGCGGUCACCGUCUGGCUGCACGCGCUGGCCGAGUGUCCCAACAACGCGCAGAUCUUCUACCACACCUGCCGCUUCCUCAUGGCCCAGGACAAGCCCAGCGCCAUCCCUCCCCUGUUCGGGGCCUUCUUCCUCUCCCUCUGUGAGGACGAGCAGAACCAGUUGGACCCCCUGGACAUCCUGCGACACAUCCUUGGCCUCCCGACUUCAGUUAUAUUGAAGGGGUCGAUCAUCAAGAAGCACCUGGAGGAGAAGCUCCUGCCACAGAUGCCCUACCUUCACCUGAUCCACUGCCGGUGGAACUGGCUCCAGGGCUCCACGGAGGAGACGGCCAGCGCCUUUGAGCGGGCGCUGGGGUCGGCCAUGCCUCUGGACCUUCUUCAUAAGCUCUGGAUGGACUACCUGCUGUUCAGCAGCUGCCGGCCGGGCGGGGCCCAGGCCCCUAGGGGGCGCUCCAGGGGGCUGUGGGAGCUGGUGCAUCGCUGCCUGGGCACCGUGCCGUCCCGGCUGGAGGUCCCCUUCAGCCCCGCCCAGUACUGGAGCUGCUACCGCUUCCACAACAAGGUGGUGAACCAUUACCUGAGCUGUUUGCUCCCAUCCCAGCACGCAAUGGUCCUGGAGAAACUCCGCUAUGCCAUGCCCAACAACGCUGAGCUGGGCCUCAGGUUAUUGUACCAGGAGUGGCGGGAUGGAGGCAUGGAACACCUCAAGUUCCAGGCCCGCCUGCUGACCACCAGCCAUCCAAAGUGUUUGGCCAUCUGGAAAAUAGCCAUCGCUGUGGAGUGGGAGCUGAAGGAGCGAGCGGAGGUGCGUCUCCUGUAUCGGCAGGUCCUCCGCCAUCUACCGCUGUGUGCUGCCCUGUGGAAAGAUCGCCUGUUGUUCCAAGCGGCGGAGGGAGGUAAUUCUGAUAAGCUGAGGAAACUGGGGGACAGGUGUCGAGAGCUGGGAGUGAGUCUAAAUGAGCCACUAAGUUUAGGCCCCGCCCAAACUCAGGGAGACCAUACAUGAAGCAGGCUGAGACCCAUCCCUCCCCCCCCUCCCCCCACA